AUGUUAAAAUCAAUAGCCUUGACACCCCCCUUAAACAGCGGGAUUCUGACAGGCGCCGUCUGUAUUAUGGUUUCUCUUACUAUUGGCAUUGAAGCUACACAGGUUUCGCCAUUCUUAAAUACAAAAGUUUUUAACGAUGCAUAUGGUGAACAAAGUGACUUCAUCAUUGGACUCAUCACAGGAACUUUUCCAUUAUUUUCUUGCUCUAUGAUUGUGUUUAUUAAGACUGAUGUGUCCCUUCUUCUUGUUGGCAAAUCUAUUAAAGGGGUUUCUCUCGGGGUUCUUUCUUCAGUGGUUCCAGUGUACAUUGGCGAAGUGUUCAUUGAAGAAUCUGCUGAAAAACUCAUGUCGUAUUUCCAGUGUUGUAUUCCUGCAGGUCUUUUUAUUUCGUCUCUUGUGGCAUAUCUGGGAACUUCUGCUCCGUUUGCAUUUUUUAAAAAAGAACUGCCAAAUGUAAAAAUCCGAGGUAGCUGGGCAAUGGCAUUCACACCCAUGGCAUUUUCUACAGGACUUUCUGUUAUGAUGCGAGAUUCACCAAUAGACUAUUUCACACAGGGCUUGUCGAGUGCCACCAUGGAUCUUCUUCUUUUACAAACUCGCUCUCUUUCUAAAAAGUUGUCUGAAGAGGAAUAUAGAGAGUACGUCAAUAACCGGUACUUUCAGAUUACAAAAGCAUCUAAUAAUGAGGUUAAUGAAACAACGGCUGGCAAAGGCGUUGCUGUCGUGGAGAGAAAGAAAAGUAUUGGCCAACUAUUUAAAAGCUGCUUCAAGUCUAGGGACGUUCUUACGGCCAUAAUGACACAAUGCGCGGUUCAGUUGUCGGGCAUCAAUGCGUUCAUGUACUACUUUAACGAGAUUUGUGCAAUGAGCGAAAUGGAGCAGGAAUCAAUUCUUCCUCUGGCACUAGGCCUUAAUGGUGUCAAUGUUUUGGCCAACUGCUUGGCUAGUCUUUAUGCUAGGCGAGUUUCUCGUGUCAUGAAUAUUAUAUAUGGAUUUCUUGUUAUGGGCUUGUGCCAUGUGCUGUUGGUUCUUGCGCUUCAGUCUAAAAAGUCAAACAUCUCUAACGAAGCUUCACGCGCCGAUGUUUCUGGAAUUUUAGCCAUUAUGUACUGCUUUUUAGCAGUGUCUACGUUUUCCCUGACCAUUGCUAUUCAGUCUAUUCUUUACACUGUGGAAUUGAUACCAGCAAAUCUUGCGGAAAUCGGCCUACCAAUUUCUAUUGCAUGUGGAUGGUUCACUAAUUUUGUCUUGACAUGCAUUCUUCCUACGGCCUUUAAGUUUUUAUCGGCGUAUGUUUUUACGUUUUUUGCGAUUUUCUGUUUUUGCUUCUAUGCGACGUUUUUCCAUUUAAAGGACACUCUUUCACAAGAGACUCAAGGAAUUAAACAAGAAGACCAAGAUGAAUAUCUCAAUUCUGGCGAAAAGGGCUUAACUCGAACAGCAACAAUCAGGGCACCAAGAUUUAGAGCGCCACGCCUUACAGUUGCUGAAAUCUCUGAGCCUAGUUUAAUGCCGAACUAUCGCGCGGGCCAAAGCUCUGCCAGUACUACAUACGUGCAGGGCAAUGACACGCUAGAAGAGCCACACACUGCAACUUUGGAGAUUCAAGAUGAGGGCGAAGAAGAAGAAAAAGAAGAAAUACAAAGAAUAUGGGGCGCUGAAGACAUUGGCGUAGAAAGUAUUAGUCAAAGGUACUUGCGUAAGCCGAGCCAUGAGAUUAAUAUUGCAGCAGAUUCACCGCUUGCACACUUAUCCAAGGCGGUUUUGCGCAAGCCGAGUGGAGGGGCACGGUCGCAACUACAUUCGACAGCUGGCUCAUUCAAAUCGACAAGUGUACGAAGUAUGAUUAAUAAUUCAUUUGGAGGGCGAGAUGAUGACAUGUAUGAAUAA
Molecule: messenger RNA, 1890 nt
Organism: Magnusiomyces paraingens
Lineage: Eukaryota; Fungi; Ascomycota; Dipodascomycetes; Dipodascales; Dipodascaceae
Exons: 2
Coding region: 1-1890 (629 amino acids)
Biological process (GO): transmembrane transport; carbohydrate transport
Cellular component (GO): membrane
Molecular function (GO): carbohydrate:proton symporter activity
Source: RefSeq, a predicted model, not a curated record